CUCAGGUGAGCCUUGCAGACAGAGAUGCGCGUUAUGGAGCGCACUUUCCGGGAGCAGCUCUUCUUUCUGGUGUUGUGCUUGUCCGUCCUCAAGGGAGACUCCAGGUAUAUUGAGAACAACGAAAUCACAAAAGAUGAAUUAUAUUCAUUUUUCAACUCGGAACUCAAGAGAGAAAUGCCCGAAGAGUUGAUGUAUCGCCGACCUUUACGUUGUCUGGACAUGGUUGCAGUGGAGGGCCAGUUCACCUUCACAGCAGAGCGCCCUCAACUCAGCUGUGCCGCUUUCUUCAUGGCAGAGCCCAAUGAAGUGAUCAGUGUGGAUUAUGACAGCGUUGACAUUGACUGCACGGGAGGAGACUUCAUCACUGUGUUCGACGGCUGGGUGAUGAAAGGGGAAAAGUUUCCCAGCACCCACGAUCACCCACUGCCUUUGUUCGAGCGCUAUGUGGAUUACUGCGACUCUGGAUCGCUGAGGAAAAGCGUGCGCUCUUCUCAGAACGUGGCCAUGGUCUUCUUCCGCAUUCACAGUGCCGGCAGCAGCUUCACCCUGACAGUCAGGAAACACACCAACCCCUUUCCCUGCAAUGUCAUGUCACAGUCACCAGAGGGCAGUUACACAAUGGCGAUCCCACAGCAGCACAGAAACUGCAGCUUCUCCAUCAUAUAUCCAGUAGAGAUCAGCAUCUCAGAGUUCAGCCUGGGCCACUACAACCACCUCCCCAAGAGAUCCAUGCCUGGAUGUGCAGAAUCAGGAGACUUUGUACAGCUGCUGGGGGGAAACGGCAUUGAUACAUCAAAGCUGCUUCCCAUUACUGACCUCUGCAUCGCUUUCACUGGACCAACUCACAUGAAGAUUGGCUGUGAUAACACUGUGGUGAGGAUGGUGUCCAGUGGGAAGUUUGUCAACCGCGUGUCUUUCAGCUACAGGCUAUUAGACAGCCAGGAGCUACAGACGAUCAAACUCAACAACGUGGAAGAUUUCUGUUUCAAUAACUGAUCCUAACAGGAUCUUAUGUGACAAAUGUAGCAUUUGACUGCAAAUGUUUUUAAAAUGGCUUUAAGU
This is a messenger RNA of Haplochromis burtoni (Burton's mouthbrooder), 1062 nucleotides long. It is a transcript of the gene crhbp, whose product is annotated as corticotropin releasing hormone binding protein. Lineage: Eukaryota; Metazoa; Chordata; Actinopteri; Cichliformes; Cichlidae. Gene Ontology annotation, biological process: negative regulation of corticotropin-releasing hormone receptor activity; hormone-mediated signaling pathway; negative regulation of corticotropin secretion. Gene Ontology annotation, molecular function: corticotropin-releasing hormone binding. The record is from RefSeq and is marked provisional.